AGAUAUCAAAACAAACUGCUCGCUUUUUAUUGUUCCACAAUCAGAUUUCGAACCAUGCGUUUAGCGUUUACUAGACCUUUUUUGACCAAAUUUCCAAUUCGUGCAUGUUAAGCCCCGAAAGAAAUGGAUUUCGCCAAGAACGUUCUCCAAAAAUAUGGAUGGAGAGAAGGUGAAGGGCUAGGAAAGAACUCGAAUGGAAUAACCAAGCCGAUCAAAGCUAGCUUCAAGUUCAACAACACCGGGUUCGGCGCUAAUCCUGCUCAGGAACAUACCAACAAGUGGUGGGAACGAGUAUUCGAUGAGGCAGCCAACAAUCUCGUUGUUAGUCCAGCGGGCAGUAUUAGUCAACGUGAGAAAGAUGCGGUGGAAAUUUCCAAUAAGAGUUAUUCAGUACGGAAACUCAAACAGCGGAGACAAACCGAUGGAAAAGCAGACUACUCAGGUUUCCUGAAAGCAUCUACUUUAUUGACUAAUGUAGGUCGAGAAGAAGAACUGGUGGGGCACGUUCGCACGGAGGACAUAGAGUUUAAACCGGCGAAGGUUUUAACGGAUGAGGAACUGUUGGCCGCCUGUGGUGGCCGAACCGCUCACAAAGGUGCCCGGCAUGGUCUGAAGUUAGCCGGCAAAUUGGCUCGGAUAGAGUCCCAGGAUAACAAGUUACUUCAGGAACUAGAAUCUAAGUCGUUCGAGUCGGUUAUUAAAAGUAACGACUGGACAGAAGUGCAAAGGCGGAAGAAGUCCAAGAAGAAAAAAAGAAACGAAGAGAAGUGGGCCGAGCGACACCAGCAAGAGGAGGAAGAUGAAUUGAAAGAUAUGGUCCACAAUGCAAAUUAUGUAGUGAAAAAGAAUAAGAAAAAAUCUAAGGUUGCCAAGCAGGUUGACCUAGGUCUGGCCGAUCAGGUAGAAAAAUCGAUGGGGUUCUUCGAAGCUCUACCGGAAGAUGACGGAGUAGAACCAGACCCGCAACCAACGGUGGAAGACGAAUUAAAAGAACUGACCAAUCGAAUCCGUAAAUUGGAUCACAAUUCAGUCACUAUUAGAAAAAAAGAUAAGAAGAAAAAACGCAAACUAAAGUCUGUAUUGCAAACGGAUGUUUUCGAUGAGAAUGAGCAAGAUGAAUCGAUGGAUCCGGCAGCGAAAUACCGAAAAGAUUACAAAAAGAAGCAAAAAUUGAACAAUAAAUUGAUUCGUGAGAUGGUUAGCGACGAAGUCCCACCGAGCAAAGCUCCGAAGCCAAAAAAGCUUCUUAAAUCAGAUAGCGAUGCUUCGGAUAGCAGCGAUGAAGAGCAGCAGGAUGUUGUUGACAAGAUAAACCAUCAGCGGCAGAAAAUGAAAUCUGUACUGCCUCGCAUAAAGGUGAUAGAAGCAACAGAAGAAGAUCAACAAGCCCUGGCGGAACAGUUCAAGCAGCGACAUCGCAAUCGCAGCAAGCGAGUGGGACGACACCAAGCCAAGAGACCCAAAAGCAAGAAGCGAGACCGCAAAGUGGCUCAGCUAGCAGAUGAAUUGCUGAAAAACUUGUGAUAGAUACCGAGUGUGAAAUUUUGCAAUUUGUUCUAUGUACUCUUGCUGGCCUUUUCUAGUGGUUGUAAACAAACUAUGGUCAAUAAUUAUCUCUGUAGCAUAUUUUGGGACUUAUUACGGGAGUCACUUCACGGUGAGAUGACAACCGUAAUGGGUACGGUGAAAGUGAUUCCCAUUUGAUUUGCACGCGUCUUUUUUCACCGUGAGAUUUUUUCACUUCGUUCUCACCGCGAGGUGACAUCCGUAAUAAGCCCCUUUGUAACAGGAAUUGUAAUGAAUGCAAUUUUUCAUGUUUGUGGUACAUUAGGUGCAUACAAAAAAUUAAAUCAAGCAAUAAACAUUUGAUUAUUUCAA
Molecule: messenger RNA, 1878 nt
Organism: Wyeomyia smithii (pitcher-plant mosquito)
Lineage: Eukaryota; Metazoa; Arthropoda; Insecta; Diptera; Culicidae
Product: G patch domain-containing protein 4
Exons: 3
Coding region: 124-1524 (466 amino acids)
Biological process (GO): regulation of ribosome biogenesis
Cellular component (GO): nucleolus
Molecular function (GO): nucleic acid binding
Source: RefSeq, a predicted model, not a curated record